Canariomyces notabilis is the source of this 1983-nucleotide messenger RNA. RefSeq lists its product as uncharacterized. Gene Ontology annotation, biological process: amino acid transmembrane transport. NCBI's taxonomy places the organism in Eukaryota, Fungi, Ascomycota, Sordariomycetes, Sordariales, Chaetomiaceae. The record is from RefSeq and is a predicted model, not a curated record. Bases 99 to 1865 code for a protein of 588 amino acids. Gene Ontology annotation, cellular component: vacuolar membrane. The transcript has a single exon. Gene Ontology annotation, molecular function: L-tyrosine transmembrane transporter activity.
GCCGUGAUUGCCGCGGCAUUGCGACAAAAGCGCCCCAAUUGCCAGUUUCCAGCGGCAAUCCACGGUUCCUGACUUGGCACAAAUUCACCUCACCCACCAUGUCAGACAUCACAUCCACACCACCCGAGAGACGAGAAGGCCGGGUCCCAGCAGCAGCAGCAGAAGUCGUCGCCGAGCAUCUGCCUGCCGGAUACACGGCCGAGUUCCAUGGCAGCGAAGAUGGACCCGCUUCUUCGGCCGCCGAUCCGGAGCGGCCCGCCGUGCCCGGAGAAUCGUCGCUGAAGCUGCAGGGAGGAGACAUUCACCGAGACCUCUUCAAAAUGGACGCUUCCGCUCGCGCCUCAAUGCACCGACGGGCGGCGACGUUCCAUGCUCCCCGGGAGUUUCAAAGGGAGAACGAUGACGGCGACGGGAUCCUGACGGUCGGCAACCAGCUUGCGCCGGGGGGAUUCCGUCGCGCGUUUCUGCGCCAGAAAAAGGGCCACGAUUUCAUGGCGGCUCGUAUGCCCAUCACAAGGAACUUUGUUGAGUUUCUGGAUUUGUACGGAAGCUUUGCCGGCGAGGAUCUUGCCGAUUCAGACGAGGAGGCCAUCACCGAAGAAGAGGAGGAGGAGGAGGAGGAGGCCCCAGAACGGAGACCGCUCCUCAGACAGCGCUCAUCAGCCCGCGCACAGCGCCCGCGAUCCGCCGGGGCCGGCACAACCAAGACCUUCUUCACCCUCAUCAAAGCAUUCGUCGGCACCGGCAUCAUGUUCUUACCCAAGGCCUUCAGCAACGGCGGCAUCCUCUUCUCGUCGCUCGCCAUGCUGGUCGUGUCUGCCCUGACCAUGGUCGCCUUCCACCUCCUGCUGCAAUGCAAGCACCACUACGGCGGCGGCUACGGCGAGAUUGGCCACGCCAUUGCGGGUUCCAAGAUGCGCACCCUCAUUCUAUUUUCCAUAGCCCUCUCCCAGCUGGGAUUUGUUUGCGCGGGGAUUGUGUUUGUGGCUGAAAAUUUGUCUACAUUCUUCACCGCCAUCACCGGCGACGGGCAAAGCCCCUUUUCCUCGGCAGGGCUUAUCGCGUUUCAGCUUGUCGUGCUUAUCCCGCUGGCCUGGAUCCGGAAUAUUGCCAGGCUUGGUUUGGUCGCGCUGCUCGCAGAUGCUUGCAUUCUUGUGGGCGUGAGCUACAUCUACUGGUUCACGAGCACAUCCCUCGCCGCGGCGGGGAUCCACCCGACGGUGGUCCUCUUCAAUCCGGAGAAGUACACCCUCACCAUCGGCGCCGCCAUUUUCACCUUUGAAGGCAUCGGGCUGAUCCUGCCGAUCGAGGACUCCAUGCUGGAACCGCAAAAGUUUGAGGGCCUGCUGGGUGUAGUCAUGCUGCUCAUCACGGCGCUGUUCACGUCGGUCGGGGCGCUGUGCUACGCCACCUUUGGCCGGACGACGCAGAUUGAGAUCAUCGACAAUUUCCCGCAGACUAGCAGGCUAGUGAAUGUGGUCCAGCUGCUGUACUCGGUCGCUGUGCUGGUUGGGACGCCGGUGCAGUUGUUCCCCGCGCUGAGGAUCAUUGAGGGCCGGGUGUUUGGGCAUCGGUCGGGGAAGAGGAGUUUGAGGACGAAGUGGGUUAAGAAUUUGUUCCGGCUUGGGGUGCUGAUUGUGUGCGCGGCGGUUUCGGCCGCCGGGACGGGCAAUCUUGAUCGUUUUGUGGCGUUGAUUGGGAGUGUGGCGUGCGUGCCGUUGGUGUAUGUUUACCCGGCGUAUUUGCAUUACAAGGGCGUUGCGAGGGCAACAUGGGUGAGGACAGGCGAUUUGGUUAUGAUGGUGCUCGGGGUGCUGUGUAUGAUUUAUACGACCGCGGUGACGGUUGCGAACAGCUUCUUAUGAGGUUGGAGAUGUGGUUGGCGUUUGGGUCGUGGAUGCGGUGCAUUAGAAGGCCCGGAAAAGGCCCAGCUGAUGCUGGCAAAAGAAUAGAUAUCACGGCAGAAUCUACCGCACAGCAUCU